CAGCGGCGGCCCAACGACAACGCAGCAGCGUCCUCCGGCUCGAGUGGGUUCAUAUCACUCCAUCGCCCCAAACUCCAAUCCAAACCCUAAUCCCAAGAACCGAAGCGCUCGCCUUUCUCUAAACCCUAGAAGAAGGAGAUAUCCACGAUCUCCAUCUCCUUCCCAAGAUUUCUUUUUCUUUUUCGUGAUCCGACAGCGUUGUUAGAUUGAUAUACAAGAGGAUUGGGUAGCAAGAAGUCGUUUCUUGGCUCCAAUGGGUAGCAAGAAGAGGCCCUCCAGCUCCGUAGAAGAAGUAGGCGGCGAGGAAAAUGCCCCUGUCGAAGUGGUUACUCCAGAAUUUGUGACAGAACCGAAAAAAGGUAGAAUCCUUGAUGAGAAGACUGAGGCCGAGGGUGCGUCUUCUUCGGCAAUCCCUUUAUCUUUGAAACCCAUGGAAAGAAAGAAGAAGAGGAAAUUGAUGGAUAAGGAAAGGCACCGACUUGAUUCCGAAAACAAAUUGAUGGAUAAGGAAAGGCACCGACUUGAUUCCGAAAACAAGGAGCAAUCGAAAGAUCAGAAGUCUAGUGAUUGCCCUGCCAAGGAUCAGACAUCCUCGCCUUCUUUGUCCUCGAUUAACCUGCCUGGGUUCCAUAUUGAUGUAUUUAGGGAUCUGUCGUCUCUGGACUCGUCGGUUAGGGAAGUGGCGGCACAGAAAUUGGUUGCAGAGCUGCGUGACGUUCAGAAGGCAUAUGAGAAGUUAGAAAAUAAGAAAGAGGGUAACGGGGCGGUUCAACUGGAAGCUGAGAAGGAUGAUGGGAUGGAGCACUGUGCGCCUACUUUGAGAUAUGCUAUUCGUCGACUUAUCCGUGGAGUGUCUUCUUCAAGGGAGUGUGCAAGACAAGGGUUUGCAUUGGGGUUAACAGCUGUGGUUGGGUCGAUUCAUACCGUUGAAGUGGAGUCGGUGAUGAAGUUGAUAGUUGAUUUGUUGGAAAUCUCAUCUUCAAUGAAGGGUCAGGAAGCUAGAGAUUGCCUUUUGGGCCGCCUCUUUGCUUAUGGCUCCCUUGCUAGAUCAGGAAGAAUUGCUACAGAGUGGAUUCUGGAUAACAGUACAUCACUUGUAAAGGAUUUUACAAGUCAAGUCAUUUCGCUUGCAGGCAAGAAGAGAUAUUUAAGUGAGCCAGCUAUUGCAGUCAUUUUGGAAAUGGUUGAGAAGUUACCUGUUGAAGCUUUGUUGAGCCAAGUUCUUAAAGCUCCUGGCAUGCAUGAGUGGUUUGAGAAAGCUGCCGAAGUUGGAGAUCCAGAUGCCUUGUUCUUAGCUUUGAAGUUGCAACAAAGAGUACAUGACAGUGAAGUUUUUGGCAAGCUCCUGCCAUAUCCAUUCAGUCAUGACAAUUUCUGUACUCGAGAUCAUCUGUUAUAUCUUGCCCCUUGCUUUAAGGAAUCAACCUUCUGUAUGCCGCGUCUACAUAGUCUUUGGCCCUUGGUGGCAAAUUUGCUUAUACCAGAAUCAGCAUCUCAAGAUGAAGAUGCUGCGGCGCAUUCCGGUAAGAAACACAAGAAGAGCAGGAAAGGGAACUCCUUUGGGGAUGUUGCCAAAAAUAUUUGCUCUUUCUGUGAGGUUGUUGUUGAAGGAUCACUUCUUUCAUCAUCUCAUGAGAGGAAACAUUUGGCAUUAAGUGUUUUGCUUCUUCUCCUGCCAAGGUUGGCAGUAUCAUGCAUUCAAGUUGUCUUAUCUAACAAGCUUGUGCACUGUUUAAUGGACGUCCUUUCAAACAAGGGUUCUUGGUUGUACAAUGCUGCUCAGCUUUUUCUGAAGGAAUUACUAAACUGGGUUGGGGAUGAUGAUGACCGACGUGUUGCAGUUAUUGUGUCCUUACAGAAACACAGCAAUGGUAAAUUUGAUAGUAUCACAAGGACACAGGCAGUCAAAGAGUUAGUUACGAAAUUCAAUACUGGACCAGGUUGCUUGCUUUUUGUGCAUAACUUAAUCAGCUUGUUCGUAGACGAAGGGACCCUCACAGAUGAACCAUCUGAUCAAAGUCAGACUACAGAUGAAAAUUCGGAAAUGGGCUCAACAGAAGAUAAGGAACCUCCUGCAUCAGGGAAUACAGACUUCUUGAAGAAUUGGCUUAUAGAUACCAUGCCUCGUGUCUUGAAAAAUUUAAAACUGGAUUCUAAUGCGAAGUCAUUGUUUCAUACAGAGAAAGAAAAAUUCAUAGAAGAAAAGUUUCGUGUGCAGACUGAAAUAAUGAAGUUCCUGGCAGUUCAGGGUUUGUUCUCUUCAUCUCUAGGCACUGAAGUUACAUCAUUUGAGUUGCAGGAGAAGUUCAAAUGGCCAAAAGCUUCUACAUCCAGUUCUUUGUGCAGGAUGUGUAUAGAGCAGCUCCAGUUGUUACUAGAAGAUGCACAGAAAGGGGAGGGUUCACAUCUACCAAGUGGACUUGAGCUCAAUGAUCUUGGAUCUUACUUUAUGUGUUUCCUCAACACGAUGUGCAACAUUCCUUCUGUUUCACUUUAUAGGACCUUGAGCAAGGAAGAUGAGAGGGCAUUUAAGAAACUGCAAGCAAUGGACUCUAAACUUUCCCAUGAGGAAAGAAGAAUUAGGCCGGAACCAGAUGCAAAUAAAUUGCAUGCAGUUCGUUAUUUGCUAAUUCAAUUGCUGCUGCAAGUCCUCCUCCAUCCAGGCGAGUUCUCUGAGGCAGCACUGGAGCUAAAUAUAUGUUGCAAGAAGGCUUUCCAUGUUGCUGCUCAUGGUGACUCUUCAGAGGAAGAAGACCAAUUUGAUGAUAAUGAAGCACCAGAGAUGAUGGAUGUGCUAGUAGAUACAUUGCUUUCUCUCUUGCCUCAGUCAUCUGGCCCUAUUUGUUUUGCUGUUGAACAGGUUUUCAGGUUCUUCUGUGAUGGUAUAACAGAUGCUGGACUCCUUCAGAUGUUGCGUGUUGUCAAGAAAGAUCUGAAGCCUCGUCGACAUCAAGCAGCUAGCAGUGAUGGCGAUGAAGAUGAUGAUGAUUUCCUUGGAAUUGAAGAAGCAGAGGAAACUGAUGAAGCUGAGGUUGUUGAGACAGGCGAUAGCGAUGACCAUGCAGAUGAUUCUGAAGGAAUGCUUGGAGCUGAGGCAUCUGAUGAGGAAGUUACCAAAAAUGAUGAUGAGGAUACCGAGAGAAUAGAUGGAGCCGAGGCAACUAAUGAAGAAGUUACUAAAAAUGAUAAAGACCUUUCGGCUUCGGAUGAUUCUGAUAGUGGUAUGGAUGAUGAUGCCAUGUUUAGGAUGGAUUCUUAUAUCGCACGGAUAUUCAAGGAGAGGAAAAUUUCUGGGAGUGACAGUGCACAGUCUCAGCUCACACCUUUCAAACUUCGUGUGCUCUCGCUUCUGGAAAUAUAUUUACAGAAGAAUCCAGGCAAGCCUCAGGUUUUGAUGGUCUAUUCUUACUUGGUUCAAGCUUUUGUCAAUUCACAUAGCACUGAGGGUGGUGAGCAAGUCAGGCAACGCAUUGGGGGAAUUCUGCAGAAGAAAAUAUUCAAGGCAAAAGACUAUCCAAAAGGUGAUGACAUCCAGCUCGGUAAUCUUUCAAUCCUGUUGGAGAAGAGUCUGAAGUCAGCAUCACGUUCACGAUACAAGACUGUCUCUUCUCUAGCUCAGACCUCAUCAUUCUGGAUAUUAAAAAUCAUACAUUCACGAAAAUUUUCCAAAUCUGAACUUGAGGGGGUGGUGAAUAUAUUUAGAAAUAUACUAGUUGACUACUUCCAUAGUAAGAAGUCCCGGCUGAAACCUGGGUUUGUGAAAGAGGUUAUUCGAAGGCAUCCCUGGCUUGGGCUGCAGCUUUUUCACUUUCUUUUGGAGAAAUGUGGGAGCGCAAAAUCAGAAUUUCGACGAGUUGAAAUGCUAGAUCUCAUAGACUGUAUAAUGAAAUCAUACAUCUCAACUGGGAAAGCAGAGAAAGAUAAUGAUUCGUCAAGUAAAUCUAAGUUAUUAAAGAGACACUUACAUGCACUUUGUGAGCUGAUCCAAGAACUCCUGAGCAAUUUGCCAGAAAAGCAAUCGAGGCGUGUAGAAGUGCGCCGGUUUUGCACUAGGGUGUUGCAUGCAGUCUCAACAUUGAGCCUGAACAAGUCUUUUCUAAAGGCAUUGAAGCCAGAAACUUAUUUUCUAUGUGAGUCUCAACUAGGGGAUGCAUUUCUUCCCUUCAAGAUGCCUACAAAAUAGAUCAAAUGCUAGGAGGCUUUCUGAGUUGAUGGUCAAAGAAAAUGCCAGAGGUUAUGAUCUUUCUCGUAAUGUUGUUUAGAGGAUCAGUGGAGGCGACCAGUCAAGGUUCAGCUCAUAGGUGCUGUGAAGGAAGCCAAUUUUUAUGCUGCUGAAAUCUUGGUUCAGAUUGGAUUCUGGACAAUAGGCCUGAAAUUUUGAUCAGUUUAGGAUGUCAUACUGGAAUAUCAUAUGAGUUUCCCAAAUUGUUAUGGGAAAAAAAAACACAAAAAGAAGAUAGGACUGAGGGUUGGAUCCUCAAUUCAACUGCGACAGAGUUCUGAGCAGUGUUAAAUGGAGAGGCUAAAGGUGGUAUCAUUAUUUGCUGGUGAUCUUUGCUGAACUCAAUAAAUACUUCUUGAUCUUUAUGAUUUUCAUUAAGUUAAGGGGCAUGGCUUUGUUGUUCA
Molecule: messenger RNA, 4626 nt
Organism: Phoenix dactylifera (date palm)
Lineage: Eukaryota; Viridiplantae; Streptophyta; Magnoliopsida; Arecales; Arecaceae
Biological process (GO): regulation of DNA-templated transcription
Cellular component (GO): nucleolus
Molecular function (GO): transcription factor binding; DNA binding
Source: RefSeq, a predicted model, not a curated record